This is a messenger RNA of Morus notabilis, 1127 nucleotides long. RefSeq names its product ethylene-responsive transcription factor ERF107. The transcript has a single exon. NCBI's taxonomy places the organism in Eukaryota, Viridiplantae, Streptophyta, Magnoliopsida, Rosales, Moraceae. Gene Ontology annotation, biological process: ethylene-activated signaling pathway; regulation of DNA-templated transcription. Gene Ontology annotation, molecular function: DNA binding; DNA-binding transcription factor activity. Bases 86 to 721 code for a protein of 211 amino acids. The record is from RefSeq and is a predicted model, not a curated record.
UAGAGAACUAUAUAUGCCCGUUUGUGUGUCUUGCUAGCUCUCCUAACCCAUUUAAAGACCAAAAUCUCUAGAAAGAGCCAUAAAAAUGGAAGACUUUCUAAACGAAUCUUCAACUCUGGAACUCAUUCGCCAAUAUCUCCUUGGCGACUUUACCUCCUCAGAAACCCUUUUUACCAGUUUUAGUCCUACUUCCAACACCUCCAAGAUUAACAUGUUCAGUUCUUAUGAUCUCCAACCCGUAAAACACGAAUACUCUCCAUCCGAAUCCGAACCCAAUUCCCCCGUUUCCAUGCCCAAACCCGACGCCCCCAUGUCGAAAACCGCCUUUUCUGCCGCCGAUGUUAUGACAACGGACACAUUGGUUACCACGAAGACGUCGUCGUCGUCUUGCUCCGGCGAGCGGAGGCGGUAUAGGGGAGUUCGGCGGAGGCCGUGGGGAAAGUUCGCGGCGGAGAUCCGAGACCCGAACAGGAAAGGGAGCCGGGUCUGGCUGGGGACUUUCGACACAGACGUCGACGCUGCGAGGGCCUACGACUGCGCAGCGUUCAAGAUGAGGGGUCGGAAGGCGAUCCUCAACUUCCCGCUGGAGGCAGGGAUGUCCGAACCGCCGGAGAACACGGGCCGGAACCGGAAGAGGAGGAGAGAUCAGAAGGAAGCUUCCGAACAAUUACCGGAAAACUUGGAGUCGCCGGAGAGUUGGUUGUUUUCAGAGGAGGGUUGAAGAUGAUGGUAACUGUAAUGAUGACGUGUUGCCUUUUCAUUGGAGAACAGGUGGGGUCCAAAGGACGUGAAAGUUAGUUAUACAUUAUAUAUGCUCUCCUCCUCAGAACGGCGUCGUUCCUUGAAAGAAAGGUUUCAUCAGGCAAUCCCAAUUCCCAAAUAGUGGGAGCACUAAGAGUAGUACUGUUGAUAUUUUGUGAUUAAAAGAAUGUAUAAGAAUGAGCUAAUUAUAAGUGAGGUUAAUUAAGAGAAGUUUUCUUGAAUGCAAAUUGAAUGUUACAUUAUCAAUGUUUACGACCGUGUUCAAGUUUUUGUAUAGUUGAUUAAUUAUCCAUAUGCUACUGUUGAUCCAGAUUUGAUAAUUGGAUGUUAAUUAGGAUGUUUCUGGUUUAUAAUUCGAGUUUAUU